GCUACCUUGACGCUGUAUGUAGCCGCCAUGUGAGACUGGCAUCGUUUCCACACUGCCGUGGCUGCCGAGCAGUGUGGACCUAUUUCUGGGUACUCCCACGACAUUAUUUUCUCGUUAAUUUGACCAGUCGGGUGAAUGUUGAUUUGAUCAUUCAGAUUUCGAUCGCUCAGAAGAAGUGACCUCUCUUCGUUUAUGCCGAACAGUAUUUAGUUGAUUUUUUGCGUUUUCAGCAUCCGGAAACAUCCAGCUGCCGGCGUGUUCUUCACGUGGGUCUUCUCCAGCUAAUCUUUCAGCGCCAGUUCACACAGAGAGAAAGGCAUCCGUCAAAAAGCAAUUGAAGGUCUUUCGGUGUUUGUAGAUCCAACCAAAUUAUUUGCCUUACGUUAUUACGCUCUACACUAGAGCAUUUAACUAUGUCGGAGAAAAUGGCAUCCUUGAUCUUAGAGGACGGGACCACGUUCGAAGGCCGCCUUUUUGGGGCUGUUACAUCAGUAUCUGGUGAAGUUGUGUUUCAGACGGGCAUGGUGGGCUACCCAGAGGCCCUCACUGACCCCUCCUACAGAUGCCAGAUCCUGACGCUCACCUACCCCCUCAUCGGCAACUACGGCAUCCCCAAGGAUGAGGAGGGCGACUUUGGACUCAGCAAGUGGUUUGAGUCGUCCAAGAUCCACGCGUCGGCUCUCAUCAUAGGCGAGCUGUCGGAGAGCCCCAGCCACUGGAGCGCGGCCAUGUCUCUGGACCAGUGGCUCAAGGAGCAGGGCAUCCCCGGCCUGGAGGGGGUGGACACGCGUCGGCUGACCAAGAAGCUCCGUGAGCGGGGCAGCAUGCUGGGUAAGCUGGUGGUGGAGGGCACCGCUGCAGACGCCGUCCCCUUCGACAACCCCGACACACGCAACCUGGUCCAGGAGGUCUCCAUGAAGGAGCCGAGGGUGUUUAACCCAGAGGGUGCCGUGAGAAUCGUGGCGCUGGACUGUGGCAUCAAGUAUAACCAGAUCCGCUGCCUGUGCCAGAGGGGGGCCCAAGUCACUGUGGUGCCCUGGGACCACCCGCUCGACAACAACGACUUCGACGGCGUGUUCAUCAGUAACGGUCCGGGGAACCCAGAGUUCUGCAGCACCACGGUGGAGAACCUGAGGAGAGUGGUGUGUGUGGAGAACCCCAAACCUGUCUUCGGAAUCUGCCUCGGGCACCAGCUUCUCUCCCUUGUCAUCGGCGCCAAGACGUACAAGAUGAAGUACGGUAACCGUGGCCACAACCAGCCGUGCAUCCACAAGGGCACGGGCCGCUGCUACAUCACCUCCCAGAACCACGGGUUCGCCGUGGACCCCCUGACGCUACCCGAGGGCUGGGACGUCCUCUUCACCAAUGCCAACGACCAGAGCAGCGAAGGCAUCGUGCACAACACCAAGCCACUCUUCAGUGUGCAGUUCCACCCGGAGCACAUGGCGGGUCCCACCGACCUGGUCGGCCUCUUCGACGUCUUCCUGGACACAGUCAAGGACUUCAAGGAGGGCAAGGGUGGCAAACCAGUGAAGGAGAGGCUGACGGAGCACCUGGCGUUCCCGGACUCCCCCAGGCCCGAGGAGUUUGUGCGGCCCCACAAGGUGCUGAUCCUGGGCUCCGGAGGCCUCUCCAUCGGCCAGGCUGGGGAGUUCGACUACUCCGGCUCUCAGGCCAUCAAGGCGCUGAAGGAGGAGGGCGUGCAGACGGUGCUCAUCAACCCCAACAUCGCCACCGUGCAGACCUCCAAGGGACUGGCAGACAAGGUCUACUUCCUGCCCAUCACCCCGGAGUACGUCACUCAGGUGAUCAAGAACGAGCGUCCGGACGGCGUGCUGCUGACGUUCGGGGGCCAGACGGCGCUGAACUGCGGCGUGGAGCUGACCAAGCGCGGCGUGCUGGAGAAGUACCAGGUGCGCGUGCUGGGCACGCCCGUGUCCUCCAUCGAGAUGACGGAGGACCGCAAGGUGUUCGUGGAGAAGAUGGAGGAGAUCAACGAGCACGUCGCACCCAGCGAGGCCGCGCUCUCCCUCGAGCAGGCUAUAUCGGCGGCUGAGAGGCUGGGUUACCCCGUGCUGGUGCGCUCGGCGUUCGCUCUGGGCGGCCUGGGCUCCGGCUUCGCCAACAACCGCGAGGAGAUGACGUCGCUGGUCACGCAGGCCUUCGCCCACACCUCGCAGGUGCUGGUGGACAAGUCGCUCAAGGGCUGGAAGGAGAUCGAGUACGAAGUGGUGCGGGACGCCUACGACAACUGCAUCACGGUGUGUAACAUGGAGAACAUCGACCCGCUUGGUAUCCACACUGGGGAGUCCAUCGUGGUGGCGCCCAGUCAGACGCUCAACGACUACGAGUACAACAUGCUGCGCAACACGGCCAUCAAGGUCAUCCGCCACCUGGGCAUCGUGGGGGAGUGCAACAUCCAGUACGCGCUCAACCCUGAGUCCGAACAGUACUACAUCAUUGAGGUGAAUGCGCGCCUGUCUCGGAGCUCGGCCCUGGCCAGCAAGGCGACUGGGUACCCGCUGGCCUACGUGGCUGCCAAGCUGGGCCUGGGCAUCCCUCUCCCGACCCUCAAGAACUCGGUCACCAACUCCACCACGGCCAACUUCGAGCCCAGUCUGGACUACUGUGUGGUGAAGGUGCCGCGCUGGGACCUCAGCAAGUUCCUCCGGGUCAGCACCAAGAUCGGCAGCUCCAUGAAGAGCGUGGGUGAGGUGAUGGCCAUCGGGCGAAGUUUCGAGGAGGCCUUCCAGAAAGCUUUGAGGAUGGUGGACGAGAACUGUGUGGGCUUCGACCACCAGAUCAAGCCAGCCUCUGACCAGGAGCUGCAGACGCCCACAGACAAGCGCAUCUUCGUGCUGGCGGCGGCGCUGCGCGCGGGCUACACAGUGGACCGGCUGUACGAGCUCACCAAGAUCGACCGCUGGUUCCUGCACAAGAUGAAGAACAUCACGGACCACGGGCGGCUGCUGGAGGCCUACAACCAGGACGAGAGCGCCAUGCCCAAGGAGGUCAUGAGGAAGGCCAAGCAGCUGGGCUUCUCCGACAAGCAGAUCGCGCUGGCCGUGCAGAGCACGGAGCUGGCGGUCCGCAAGCUGCGUCGCGAUUGGUCCAUCCUGCCGGUGGUGAAGCAGAUCGACACGGUGGCGGCGGAGUGGCCGGCCCACACCAACUACCUGUAUCUGACGUACCAUGGCGACGAGAGCGACCUGGCCUUCGCCACGCCGCACGUCAUGGUGCUGGGCUCCGGCGUCUACCGCAUCGGUAGCAGCGUGGAGUUCGACUGGUGCGCCGUCGGAUGCAUCAUGCAGCUGCGCAAGAUGGGCUACCAGACGAUCAUGCUGAACUACAAUCCGGAGACGGUCAGCACGGACUAUGACAUGUGCAACAGACUCUACUUUGACGAGAUCUCCUUUGAGGUGGUGAUGGACAUCUAUGAGCUGGAGAACCCCGAGGGCAUCAUCCUGUGCAUGGGCGGCCAGCUGCCCAACAACAUCGCCAUGUCCCUGCACCGCCAGCAGUGCCGCAUCCUGGGCACCUCGCCCGAGUUCAUCGACUCAGCCGAGAACCGCUUCAAGUUCUCCCGCAUGCUGGACACCAUCGGCAUCAGUCAGCCGCGCUGGAAGGAGCUCUCCGACACAGAGUCUGCGAUGCGUUUCUGUGAGUCGGUGGGCUACCCGUGCCUGGUACGUCCCUCCUACGUGCUGAGCGGCGCGGCCAUGAACGUAGCCUACUCGGACCGCGACCUGGAGAAGUUCCUCAGCAGCGCCGUCGCCGUCUCCAAGGAGCACCCCGUCGUCAUCUCCAAGUUCAUCCAGGAGGCGAAGGAGAUCGACGUGGACGCAGUGGCGUGCGACGGGCUGGUGAUGGCCAUCGCGGUGUCUGAGCACGUGGAGAACGCGGGCGUGCACUCUGGUGACGCCACUCUGGUGACACCGCCCCAGGACAUCAACCAGAAGACCAUGGAGCGCAUCACGGCCAUUGUGCACGCCAUUGGCCAGGAGCUGCAGGUCACCGGGCCCUUCAACCUCCAGCUCAUCGCCAAGGACGACCAGCUGAAGGUGAUCGAGUGCAACGUGCGAGUGUCUCGCUCAUUCCCCUUCGUCUCCAAGACGCUGGGCGUGGACAUGGUUGCCUACGCAACGCAGCUGAUCAUGGGAGAGGAGGUGGAGCCUGUGGGCCUGAUGAAGGGCCAUGGCAUCGUGGGUGUCAAGGUCCCCCAGUUCUCGUUCUCGCGGCUGGCGGGAGCUGACGUGGUUCUGGGCGUGGAGAUGACGAGUACGGGAGAGGUGGCGUGCUUCGGGGAGAACCGCUACGAGGCGUACCUCAAGGCCAUGCUCAGCACCGGCUUCAAGAUCCCCAAGAAGAACAUCCUGCUGACCAUCGGCAGCUACAAGAACAAGAGCGAGCUGCUGCCUACAGUGCAGACGCUGGAGAGUCUUGGCUACAGCCUGUACGCCAGCCUGGGCACCGCAGACUUCUACACCGAGCACGGAGUCAAGGUGAUGGCGGUGGACUGGCCGUUUGAGGAGGAGGAGUCAGAGUGCCCCAAUAAGGAGCGCCAGCGCAGCAUCAUGGACUACCUGGAGGAGAACCACUUCGACCUGGUGGUGAACCUGUCCAUGCGCAACUCGGGCGGACGCCGCCUCUCCUCCUUCGUCACCAAGGGAUACCGCACGCGACGCAUGGCCGUCGACUACUCCGUGCCCCUCAUCAUCGACAUCAAGUGCACCAAGAUGUUUGUGCAGGCUCUGAACCAGAUCGGCCGAGCUCCAGCAGUGAAGACGCACGUCGACUGUAUGACCUCACAGAAGCUGGUCCGCCUGCCAGGGUUGAUCGAUGUGCAUGUGCACCUGCGUGAGCCGGGGGCGACCCAUAAGGAGGACUUCUCCUCGGGCACGGCGGCGGCGCUGGCAGGAGGCGUCACCAUGGUGUGUGCCAUGCCCAACACCAACCCUGCCAUCAUCGACCACGCCACCCUCGCCCUCGCACAGAAGCUGGCGAAGGCUGGUUGCCGCUGUGACUAUGCCCUGUAUGUGGGGGCGGCGUCGGACAAUGCUGCCAUCCUGCCUUCGCUAGCCAGCUCCGCCGCGGGACUCAAGAUGUACCUCAACGACACCUACUCCACACUCAAGAUGGACAACGUCUCGCUGUGGAUGGAGCACUUUGAGAAGUGGCCAAAGCACCUGCCCAUCGUGGCCCACGCCGAGAAGCAGACAGUGGCCGCCAUCCUGAUGGUAGCCCAGCUGUACCAGCGAGCCGUGCACAUAUGCCACGUGGCCAAGAAGGAGGAGAUCCUGAUCAUCCGUGCGGCCAAGCAGAAGGGCAUCCAGGUGACGUGCGAGGUGGCGCCGCACCACCUGUUCCUGUGCGACGAGCAGGUGGGCGCCAUCGGGGAGGGUCGGGCCCAGGUGCGGCCCAUGCUCGGCUCCCGCGAGGACAUGGAGGCACUCUGGGAGAACCUGGACAUCAUCGACUGCUUCGCCACCGACCACGCCCCCCAUGCCGUAGAGGAGAAGAGCAUGGAGAAGGCCCCCCCAGGCUACCCCGGGCUGGAGACUAUGUUGCCUCUGCUGCUGACGGCCGUGAGCGAGGGACGCCUCACGCUUGAUGACAUCAUCCUCAGGCUGUACGAGAACCCACGCCGCAUAUUCAACCUCCCCGCACAGGAGAACACAUACGUGGAGGUGGAUCUGGAGCAGGAGUGGGUGAUUCCGCAGCACAUGCAGUUCACCAAGUCCAAGUGGACGCCCUUCGAGGGCAUGAAGGUCAAAGGUCGCGUGAGGAGAGUGGUGCUGAGAGGAGAGGUGGCCUACAUCGACGGACAGGUGCUGGUUCCCCCAGGUUACGGGGAGGACGUGCGCUGCUGGAAGCCGGUGCUGCCGACGCCCAUAGUGACCGAGCCCCCUAAGGAGCCCCCGAAGACCCCGGAGCGUUCCCGUCUGUCUACUGAGGCCCUCCGCCUGCGCCCCCCCAGCCCCCGCCGCCCCCCCACCGCUGCUGGAGACGCACGCUUCAUCCUGCCCCCCCACACACACCGCUCCUCCGACCCCGGCUUGCCCGCAGAGGAGGACUCGUGCAUCGCAAGGCGGACGUGCGAAUCAGACAUGGCGUCGGUGUCGGGCUCUGCGGACCUGUACCCCCACCCGCCCCCGCUCUCCAGGAUCCUGUCCCCGCAGGCCGGCCAGAGCGCCCCCCUGUCCCACCUGCCCACCUCCCCUCUGCUGCACCCGCUGGUGGGACAGCACGUGCUGUACGUGCGCCAGUUCUCCAAGGAGCAGAUGUCCCACCUGUUCAACGUGGCUCACACCCUUCGCCUGAUGGUCCAGAAGGAGAGGAGUCUGGACAUCCUGAAGGGCCGCGUGAUGGCCUCCAUGUUCUACGAGGUGAGCACGCGCACCAGCAGCUCGUUCGCGGCGGCCAUGCAGCGCCUGGGCGGCUCGGUGGUGCACUUCAGCGACGCUACCUCCUCCAGCCAGAAGGGGGAGUCGCUCGCCGACUCGGUGCUCACCAUGAGCUGCUACGCCGACGUCAUCGUCCUGAGGCACCCCACCCCCGGAGCCGUGGAGACUGCUGCCAAGUUCUGCCGUAAGCCGGUGAUCAACGCGGGUGACGGGGUGGGGGAGCACCCAACGCAGGCCCUGCUGGACGUCUUCACCAUACGCGAGGAGCUCGGCACAGUCAACGGCAUGACGAUCACCAUGGUUGGCGACCUGAAGCACGGGCGUACGGUGCACUCGUUGGCACGCUUACUGACCCAGUACCGCAUCACGCUGCGCUACGUGGCGCCGCGCAACCUCCACAUGCCCGAGGACAUCACCAGCUUCGUGGCCUCGAAGGGCAUCAAGCAGGAGUACUAUGACAGUAUAGAGGACGCGCUUCCCGACACUGACGUGCUCUACAUGACCCGGAUCCAGAAGGAGCGCUUCGCCUCCGAGGAGGAGUACAAGGCUUGCUUUGGCCAGUUCAUCUUGACUCCCCACAUCAUGACUGGGGCCAAGAGGAAGAUGGUGGUCAUGCACCCCAUGCCCAGAGUCAACGAGAUCAGCCCGGAGGUGGAUUCGGACCCGCGAGCUGCCUACUUCCGCCAGGCUGAGAACGGCAUGUACAUCCGCAUGGCCCUCCUGGCCACCGUACUGGGACGAUAAGCCCCGCCCCAUUCCCCUCAGGACACACCCCUCUCCCCUCAGGACACACCCCUCUCCUCCACCAUCCAAUAUGGUACUCCUGGCCAUCGUACUGGGACGAUAAGCCCCACCCCUCCCCUCAGGACACACCCUCUCCUCCACCAUCCAGUAUGGUUCUCCUGCUGGACCGAUGUAUGCCACUGUUGUGGUGUAA
Molecule: messenger RNA, 7341 nt
Organism: Engraulis encrasicolus (European anchovy)
Lineage: Eukaryota; Metazoa; Chordata; Actinopteri; Clupeiformes; Engraulidae
Gene: cad
Product: carbamoyl-phosphate synthetase 2, aspartate transcarbamylase, and dihydroorotase
Exons: 44
Coding region: 414-7148 (2244 amino acids)
Biological process (GO): UTP biosynthetic process; L-citrulline biosynthetic process; 'de novo' pyrimidine nucleobase biosynthetic process
Cellular component (GO): cytoplasm; cytosol
Molecular function (GO): aspartate carbamoyltransferase activity; amino acid binding; ATP binding
Source: RefSeq, a predicted model, not a curated record